GCGGCGCUGUCCUUCGCCGCUUCAUUGUGUGUGGCUGCUGCGUGCCGGCUUGUGCUCCUGCGGCCGGGCAGCCCCAGAGGUACAUAUAGACUGUGAUCAAGUCACCCCUUAACCUUUUCUUUGACAAGCUAAGUAGACUUGAAUCUUUCACUAUAAGGUUCUAUUAAAGGGCAUCUCUUUGAUGUCCAGAAAAACAAUUUUAAAAUCUAAUUGUCAAGCUUCAGAAAUUUUAUGAAUAAGCAUCAGAAGCCGGUGCUAACAGGCCAGCGGUUCAAAACUAGGAAGAGGGAUGAAAAGGAGAAAUUUGAACCCACAGUUUUCAGAGAUACAAUCAUCCAAGGCCUCAAUGAAGCUGGGAAUGAUCUGGAGGCUGUAGCCAAGUUUCUGGACUCAACAGGCUCAAGGCUAGAUUAUCGUCGCUAUGCUGACACGCUCUUUGAUAUCCUGAUAGCUGGUAGCAUGUUAGCCCCUGGAGGGACACGCAUAGAUGACAAUGACAAGACCAAGAUGACCAGCCACUGUGUAUUUUCUGCAGAUGAAGAUCAUGACACUAUCCGAAACUAUGCUCAGGUCUUCAAUAAACUAAUCAGGAGGUAUAAAUAUUUGGAAAAGGCAUUUGAAGAGGAAAUCAAAAAGCUCCUGUUGUUCCUUAAAGCCUUUUCUGAAACAGAGCAGACAAAGUUGGCAAUGCUCACUGGGAUCCUGUUAGCCAAUGGAACACUUCCUGCCGUCAUAUUGACAAGCCUUUUCACUGACAACAUUGUCAAAGAAGGAAUUGCGGCAUCUUUUGCUGUAAAGCUUUUCAAAUCAUGGAUGGCAGAAAAAGAUGCCAAUUCAGUUACCUCCUCUUUAAGAAAAGCCAGUUUAGACAAGCGAUUGCUAGAACUAUUUCCAGCCAAUCGGCAGAACGUGGAGCAUUUUGCUAAGUACUUCACGGAUGCAGGGCUAAAAGAGCUCUCAGAUUUCCUCCGAGUCCAGCAGUCACUGGGGACUCGUAAAGAACUUCAAAAAGAACUACAGGAACGUCUGUCUCAGGAAUGCCCAAUUAAAGAGGUAGUGCUUUACGUAAAAGAGGAAAUGAAGAGAAAUGAUCUGCCAGAGCCUGCAGUGAUUGGACUCCUUUGGACCUGUAUAAUGAAUGCUGUUGAAUGGAACAAAAAGGAAGAGCUGGUUGCAGAACAAGCACUUAAGCAUCUAAAGCAAUAUGCACCCCUGCUGGCUGUGUUCAGCACCCAAGGCCAGUCAGAGCUAAUUCUUCUCCAGAAGGUUCAGGAAUACUGUUACGACAACAUCCACUUUAUGAAAGCCUUUCAGAAGAUAGUGGUACUCUUUUACAAAGCUGAUGUCCUGAGUGAAGAAGCCAUCCUGAAGUGGUACAAAGAAGCACAUCUUGCUAAAGGCAAAAGUGUAUUUCUUGACCAGAUGAAGAAAUUUGUUGAGUGGCUGCAAAAUGCUGAAGAAGAAUCAGAAUCUGAAGGCGAGGAGAAUGAAGAUGGUUCAACAAAGCACAAUCUCUAGGCUCCUGCCAAAUGCUCUUUGGGAAUGCCGUAUUGUUCAAGCAAAACAGGUUUUACUUCAGUGUCCUACAAAAAACUCAAGGCUAGGCUUUCCUUUUGUUUAGAAGAAUAAAGUUCUUUAAUGGAGCCCUGAGGCAUUAGAUGCUCUCCUUGGGACUCUGCCUAAGUUAGUGCACAGUGAGUCAGAGUUAGACAUUCAGCAAGGAGCCAUAUAGGAAAAGUGAAAUGAAAUUCUUAUGGACUCCUUUUUUAUCAGCAAUCUUUUUAGGUACUGUGAUAUGUGAACACUCCUAUGUCUGUUUAUAGAAUUGGUUGAUCUGUGUUUGUCGCUUAAUAUUAGCUUGUGUAUGUGACUUGACACCACUUUUUUUUUUGAAUAAAUGGCUUUUUGUAUCUUA
Malaclemys terrapin pileata is the source of this 1915-nucleotide messenger RNA. RefSeq names its product basic leucine zipper and W2 domains 2 (gene BZW2). The transcript has 14 exons. The record is from RefSeq and is a predicted model, not a curated record. Gene Ontology annotation, cellular component: membrane; cytoplasm. Lineage: Eukaryota; Metazoa; Chordata; Testudines; Emydidae. Gene Ontology annotation, molecular function: protein binding. Bases 232 to 1518 code for a protein of 428 amino acids.